AACUACCUCAUCUAAACUUUUAUUGAUAAAGAAAAUACACCUUGAAUUUUUGACAUAUUCCAUAACAACUUUGCAUAUUACUUUUAGUUGGUUGUAUACAGGAAUGAAAUAUGCCCCAAUUUCCAUGUGAAUAUGUCAUUAGACUCAUUACCUUAAUUAAUGAGGAAGUAGUAGACUCAUUACCAAAGUGAUGUGUGGUAUUAGAGCGACCAGGAUCAUUUCCUGCUUCCUUCAUUGAGAGAUGUUUAUUUCCAGCCGUAUAAAAUGGCUCAAGGGACUUGUUAGUCAAAGUCUCGCACUCUUGCUUUGCUGUGACGUGACUAUUAAGUUUGAUGAUCCAAGCAAAGUUUUAUUUAUAGAGCAAAAGGUAGUGAGUGACAUUAGAAAACAAAAACUUGCCUUCUUAUUUCUCUGAGAUAAUCUAAACCAAAUAGUUAUGAAUGCCUAUACUACUACAACUAUCAUCUUGCUUCUGUUCAUGUCCUUAUCAUUAGUAAGUACUGGAGCUCAAACACUUGAGCGAAUAACACCUGGUUCCUCACUUUCCUCCACCAGCAGUGAUUACCCAUCUUCGUGGCUUUCCCAUUCUGGCCUAUUUGCUUUCGGAUUUUAUCAACAUGGCAAUGGCUUUUCCGUUGGAAUUUGGUUGGUUGGCAAGAUGAACAAGAUAAUAGUAGUAUGGACUGCAAACCGGGAUGAUCCUCCAGUAACCUUAACUGCAACAUUACAAUUUACCAUGAAUGGUUCGCUCAUACUAAUUGAUGAACAAGGACAAAAGAAGCUCAUUGUUAAUGCUAAUACAAGAGCUUCCUCUGCCUCCAUGCAUGAUUCUGGGAAUUUUGUAAUAUACGACGACGACAACAACAACAUCAUAUGGCAGAGUUUUGACCACCCAACUGAUACUUUGUUGGGGAGUCAAUCUCUACCUGGUGGUGGCCAACUGUCGUCUAGUUUAUCACAGGCCAACCACUCAACUGGAAGGUUUAAACUGAAGAUGCAGGUUGAUGGAAAUCUUGUUCUGUAUCCAGCAUACACAACAGAAACAGGUUGGGACGCUUACUGGGCCGCGGGUAUUAGUAUUAGUAGUACUGUCAAAGACAAUUAUUUUCUUUACCUCAACAAAACAGGUUUACUGCAAAUCUGGAAUAGCAGCGGAGAUUCUAAUCCUAACCUUAUUAACUCUUUGGUUGAUGCUACAGAAGACCAGAACACUGUAAACCACACUAUUUUUCGUGCAUCCCUUGAUUUUGAUGGGGCUUUUCGGUUGUAUGUUCAUCACGAUACCAAUGGAACUGACAAAGUUAUCAUAAGUUGGCCGGGGAAUAACCCAUGUGAAGUAAAGGGGUUUUGUAGCUUCAACAGUUACUGCACAUUUGUUGACAACAAACCAUUGUGCAACUGUCUUGAUGGUUAUAAAUUUAUAGAUUCAAAUGAAAAGACUCUAGGCUGCAAAAGGAACUAUUUGGAAGCUGGUCAGUGUAGAGGUGAAGAAGAUGGUUUGGCAUUUUAUAAGAUGGUGUCAAUGAACAAUAUUACAUGGAAAGACCAUCCUUAUUUUGAGACUACAAAUGAUAUGUUAUCAGAAGAAGAUUGCUCAUUAAAAUGUUUGGUUGAUUGCAACUGUUGGGCUGCACUGUAUGACGGAGAAAAAGGAAACUGCAAGAAACAAGGGUUGCCUUUGAGAUAUGUCAUAAGGACAGAUGAAGGUGACAAUUCGACCAACGUGUUCUUAAAGGUUGAUAAAAACAGCAUCCCAAACUGGAAGAGGAAUUAUACACGUUUUUUCCCUCAACCUCCUCCAAGUAAGACUACAAGUAACAAAGCAGUGGUGCAUAUUAUUGUUGUUACAUCUGUAUUUAGUAUCGUUUUGUGUUCAGCGAUUGUUAUAUCCAGCCAUUACAUUUACAAGAUUCGAGUUUUGAGGUACAAAAGGCUAACGGACACUGGGAACUUGGGGUUAAAUGAAGAGGUGGCUUUGAGAAGGUUUACAUAUAACGAGCUGAAAAGAGCAACAAAUCAUUUCAAGGAAGAGUUAGGUAAGGGCUCUUUUGGAUCUGUUUACAAAGGGGCCUUACUGAAAGGUAAGACUAAGAGGUUCAUUGCAGUGAAGAGGCUAGAGAAGUUGGUGGAAGAAGGAGAAAGGGAGUUUCAAGCAGAAGUGAGAUCCAUUGGGAAAACCCACCACAGGAACUUAGUUAGAUUGCUAGGUUUUUGUGUUGAGGGUUCUAAAAGGCUUCUGGUUUAUGAAUACAUGAGCAACGGUUCACUUGGAAAGCUUCUGUUUGGUGAUCAAAGGCGCCCAGAUUGGAAUGAGAGAGUAAGAAUAGCACUUGAUAUUGCAAGAGGGAUCCUCUAUCUCCAUGAUGAGUGUGAUGGUCCUAUCAUUCAUUGCGACUUAAAGCCUCAAAACAUUUUGAUGGAUGAGUUUUGGACUGCCAAGAUAGCUGAUUUUGGGCUUGCAAAACUUCUAAUGCCCGACCAAACCAGAACUUUCACGGUGAUUAGAGGGACAAGAGGCUACAUGGCUCCAGAAUGGAACAAGAACAUUCCAAUAUCACUCAAGGCAGAUGUUUAUAGCUAUGGAAUAGUAUUGUUGGAAACACUUUGUUGCAGAAGAAACCUUGAUGUUAAUGUGUUGGAACCAGAGGAGAUUCUUCUCUCUGGUUGGGCUUAUAAAUGCUUUGUUGCAAGAGAGGUAAAUAAGCUUGUUCCUUCGGAAGUUAUUGAUGAGAAUGUCAUGGAGAAUAUGGUUAAGGUGGCACUUUGGUGUAUCCAAGAUGAACCUCUUCUCCGUCCGACAAUGAAAGGUGUAGUGUUGAUGUUAGAAGGGAUUACAGAUAUAGCAAUUCCUCCUUGUCCAGAUUCAAAUCGUGCAUGAAAAUAAUGUUGCAGCAGUUCUUCAAGUGUUUUUCAGGUUGUUUAUUUAUGUCAUGUUAUGUAUUGUUGGUUUACAGAAUGCUAAAGAACGGUUCUGAUGACAUAUGUCUGGAGAAAGAACACUUGUAUAGCCAGGUCAAAAAAGAAGACUCAAAGUCUCAGAGUCAGAGUAAAGAAUACUUAUACGGCUUAAGAAGAAUACUGGUAUGUUAUUAUUAAAAUAGUAGAUUGAGAAUACUUAUACGGCUUAAGAAGAAUACUUGUAUGUUAUUAUUAAAAUAGUAGAUUAAGUCUUGAACGGUGUUGCAACAAAAUAUGAGGGUUAGAUUAGCAACGGUAACAAUAUGUGUUUUUUCUUUGUACUCUUAAUUCUUUAUGAUUCAACCUUAUUCUUACUAAACCUAAUUUAUAAGAAUAAGUUGAAUAUUUUGAUGAAGAACGUUUUUGUACAAAAAAAUCGAAGUUUAAUUUAAAAAUGA
Cicer arietinum (chickpea) is the source of this 3356-nucleotide messenger RNA. RefSeq names its product G-type lectin S-receptor-like serine/threonine-protein kinase LECRK1. NCBI's taxonomy places the organism in Eukaryota, Viridiplantae, Streptophyta, Magnoliopsida, Fabales, Fabaceae. Gene Ontology annotation, molecular function: ATP binding; protein serine/threonine kinase activity. Gene Ontology annotation, biological process: protein phosphorylation. The record is from RefSeq and is a predicted model, not a curated record.